AUGCCAUCCCUUCGAAUCCGGCCAUUCCAAUCGCUCCUGCGCGGGAAAGCUCCAUUGCCGCGAUUCCCGCAACGACGAUGGGCCCAAGUCCAUGAUGUCCGCUACCUCGCCACGCACCAUGAUCCCAGCCAAGUGUUGGAUAGGUACCGAGAGAAGCUGGACCAGAAGGCCAAGCAGGAGGGCCAUGAAUCUGUCGAUUCGCUGAAAGACGCCUACAAGGACAAGAUCGAAGACCUCCGGCGCAAAGCCUCAACGGUAGCAACCCCAGAGCCCGACACCCCGUCUGCCUCUCCCUCCUCGCCCUCACCCUCUGCUGUCCGUCCUACCCCCCGUCCGCAACAACCCGCAUCCGAGACCAAGAAAUCCGAGUCCAGCGGCAUCAAGCCCCUGGACUCCUUCAUCGACGUGCAGAAGUUCCUCGACCUUCCGCCCAAGGAAAUCGAGGGUAUUUGGCGACUCCGUCAUGCAUCGAACCCCGGAUCCAUCUGCGCAGUUAUCCCGCUUGAAGCAUACCGGCGCAUUUCGGCUGCAGCGCGCCAGAAUCCGCAGUUUAUUCUCCCGCUGCCCCGCAAUAAUGUCGAGCAAGAAGAACCCGUCAAGAACGAAAAGGGAGAGGAAACCGGCGAGACUCAGACUACCACCAAGGCUGGCGCAGAUAUCCACUUUCUCCAAUGGGCCUUCCACCCGCCUGCUUCGCCGCCACCAGAAACCGCGACACCGGCCCAGCUUGCUAACGCCCACACAUCGACAAUUAUCUUCACCUCGCUUGCGGCGUACAAGCUGCACGGCGCUUAUGCCCAGCCUCACACCACUAUCACCAACUACCUUGACCUCGCGGAAUCAAAGGGUCUGGUGCUCAUGCUCGGCCAGGUGAUGCCGGAUGCGGGUGUGUCGACUUCCGAGGCGAGCUGGCUGGUCAGCUGCGUGCAGCGGUUCUACGACUUUGGUGGCCAGGCCAAUGAGCGGAAGGGCGAGUUGGUGCGUAGCUUUACGCGAGGCGAUACCGAGGUUUUCAAGGUUGAGCAUUUGAUGGAGGAGGCGGAGAAGCUAUAG
Molecule: messenger RNA, 1053 nt
Organism: Aspergillus chevalieri
Lineage: Eukaryota; Fungi; Ascomycota; Eurotiomycetes; Eurotiales; Aspergillaceae
Product: ATP11 family protein
Exons: 2
Coding region: 1-1053 (350 amino acids)
Biological process (GO): mitochondrial proton-transporting ATP synthase complex assembly
Cellular component (GO): mitochondrion
Source: RefSeq, a predicted model, not a curated record